Carya illinoinensis is the source of this 2597-nucleotide messenger RNA. RefSeq names its product protein phosphatase 2C 16-like. The record is from RefSeq and is a predicted model, not a curated record. NCBI's taxonomy places the organism in Eukaryota, Viridiplantae, Streptophyta, Magnoliopsida, Fagales, Juglandaceae. The transcript is spliced from 5 exons. Gene Ontology annotation, biological process: protein dephosphorylation. Gene Ontology annotation, molecular function: protein serine/threonine phosphatase activity; cation binding. Bases 708 to 2354 code for a protein of 548 amino acids.
GGAAGCUAAAGACAUGUAUACGUGUCCCGGAAAGGAAUGCAGGGUAAAAAUAAUUUCCACGCAACGCGACUCUCUCUCUCUCUCUCUCUCUGUAGUCUGAACCCUCAGCCAAGGGAAAAAAUCUAGGAAAGAUUGUGGUUUCAUCGGCCAGGUUAUCAGCCACCUAGGCUUAGUUUCAACUGGUAAGCACCCUGAAUUUAUUUUCUUGACAUGUGUCUUUGUUCUCCAUUAUGAGUGAAUCAAGAUCAUGUAGUAGCUACUCAGAUAUUAGUUCAAUAAAUAUGUGUGUCCCUUUUAUCGUUAUUGAUGAUUUGGAGCUGGGUGGACCCAUAUUUCAAGAGAGGCUGAGAUGGGUUGCCUCAGAUCCAGGAAAAUCCAAGUUUUAUGAGUAAAACGGUUAAGCUUUUUAAGGAAUUUAUUGUGACUAUACGGGUUCUUUCGUUUUUCCUAGGUUGUUUCCCUUUACCCUUUUGGCUUUCUCCCCUUGGAUUUGCAGUUAAAGAUUGCAUUUUGGUUAUUUUCGCAUAUGUUUUUUAGGGGUUGGUGGCCUGGAUAGGAUUUAUGACUUCCGUGGUCAGUUUUGUGCCAGAAGGCGAAGAAGUUGUGCUUGAAAGAGAUAAAGGGAAUGGAAAAUAACAAGUUAUGUGAGUAUGGAGAUAUUGUAAAGUAACUAGGAUAGGAGACUAAGACAAAGAGUAAGAGAGUAGAUGGAGGAGAUGUCGGAGAUGUCUCCAGCAGUUGCAGUGACUCUCAGUUUGGGUACUUCUUUGGGUGAUAACUCUGGAAUCACAACUCAUGUGGAAAUCACACGACUCAAUCUGGUAACAGAUUCAGCAAAUUUUUUGUUGGAUCCUGCUAAGGUGGUGCCAGCAGAGUCUGUUUCAAGUGGCAAUGGAAGCUGCAAUGAUGCUAAGGAGGAAGUUAACAUGCUAACUGUGACAGCACCAGAAGGCAAUGCCAGAGGAGGGGGGAAUUUGUUGGAGAUGUUGCCAGAAAACAGAGAUGAAUCAAUUGCCAAUGAUACCAUGGUUCAGGAAAGUGAGGAAGAUGAAAUCGUGUCUGUUACAGAUGACAAUAAUGGAUAUAUUAGUGAGGAUUUGUCAAGUUCGAAUGUAGGGUCUCAAAUAAUCUUGCCCGAUAUUGUGGAAAUUGAAAACAUUGGUCAUGCUCAGAUUGUUGCUAAAGCUAUUAUCUUGGUGGAAUCAAGUAUAGGGCAGGCACCUCCUGGUGAACUUAUUGUGGCAGCAGUGAGCCCAGAUUUGAAGAUAUCUGGUAAAUCUGAUUUAAAGGCCUCUGCAAUGGUUUUCCAGUCACACGUGGAGAAGAAUGUCAGUAAAGCAGGCCAUCGAAGUGUCUUUGAGCUGGAAUGUAUUCCCCUUUGGGGUUCUGUAUCUAUUUGUGGAAAAAGACCAGAAAUGGAAGAUGCCAUUGCUGCCGUACCUCAAAAUUUGAAAAUUCCAAUCAAAAUGCUAAUUGGUGAUCGUUUGAUUGAUGGAAUAAAUCAGAGUUUGACACACAUAACUAGUCAUUUUUUUGCUGUUUAUGAUGGCCAUGGGGGCUCUCAGGUUGCAAACUAUUGUCGUGAGCGCGUCCAUCUGGCUUUGGCUGAAGAGAUUGGAGUCUUUAAAGACAGUUUAAGUAGUGGAGGAACAGGGGAAAAUCAGCAGCUGCAGUGGGAGAAAGCCUUUACUAGUUGUUUCAAAAAAGUUGAUGAUGAAAUUGGAGGAAAAGUUAGUAGAGGCAUCAAUGGAAGCAAUGGAGAUGCUUCUGACCCUAUUGCUCCAGAAACUGUUGGAUCAACAGCUGUGGUUGCAUUAAUAUGUUCGUCUCAUAUUAUAGUUGCAAACUGUGGUGACUCAAGAGCUGUCCUUUGUCGGGGGAAAGAACCCAUUGCUUUAUCAAGUGAUCAUAAACCAAAUAGAGAAGAUGAAUAUGCAAGGAUUGAAGCAUCUGGAGGCAAGGUCAUACCGUGGAAUGGUCAUCGUGUCUUUGGGGUUCUUGCAAUGUCAAGGUCCAUUGGUGAUAGGUAUUUGAAACCAUGGAUUAUUCCAGAACCGGAAGUCAUGUUUCUUCCUCGAGCUAGAGAGGAUGAAUGCCUUAUUUUAGCCAGUGAUGGUUUGUGGGAUGUGAUUUCAAACGAAGAAGCUUGUGCAGUGGCUCGAAGGCGGAUUCUGCUCUGGCACAAAAAGAAUGGGAUUGCAUCUCUUCUUGAGAGGGGUACGGGAAUUGAUCCUGCAGCGCAAGCAGCAGCUGAUUACCUUUCAAUGCUUGCCCUCCAGAAGGGAAGCAAGGAUAACAUAUCUGUGAUUGUGGUGGACUUGAAAGCACAAAGGAAGUUCAAAAGCAAGUCUUAGUGGAGAAACUUCAGCAUGAUAGUUGAAGUCUCUUCCCUAUAUAUAUUAGAGAAAGUACAUCUGCUUAAUACAGAGUCUGGUCCAUUCCUUUUUCUUUAUGGGCUUAAUGUGUGUUCAAGUAUAGAAAGUUAUAUGUACUAUGGUAACUUUGAUGGAGUGCCAUUAUCUCUGUCUUGGUCUGUCUUGCCGAGAUUGAGUUUUUGUAAAUUUUGAAAGGCUGCAAGUAGGGAGAGAAAUUUUCAA